AACAAAAAUAUGAUGAACAUAUUAAUGAUUUAUCGUCAAAAUUGAAAUUAAUUACAGAUAGAUAUCAAGAGAUGACAUCAACAUUAAAUCAAGAUUCUAAAUUAAAAAAACAGAAUAUAGAACAACUACAGUUACAACUUGAGACUUUAUCAAAUGAACGAAAACAUUUGACGGAAGAAUUAACGGAGACUGAUAGAAAAGUAAGAAAAAUGAGUACAACUUGA
Didymodactylos carnosus is the source of this 224-nucleotide messenger RNA. Lineage: Eukaryota; Metazoa; Rotifera; Eurotatoria; Philodinida; Philodinidae. The record is from the annotation of a GenBank genome assembly.